UCUAGCCAGCGGCUGAGUAUUGAUCUUGGAGCUUGGCCAUGUCGAAGGCAGCUGGUUACAGCCUUGGGUUCGCGUGCUUUGCACUGGUGGCGGCCAUGGCCAGCGCCACGCAGUUCCAGGUCGGCGGUAACAACGGCUGGAGCUUGGCCGGCGCCAGCGCACAGUCGUACAACACUUGGGCCAUGAAGAACAGGUUCAAGAUCGGCGACACUCUAGUGUUCGUGUACCCCAAGGACACGGACUCGGUGCUGGUGGUGCAACCGGCCGACUACAACGCCUGCAACACGUCGUCGUACGACAAGAAGUUCGCGGACGGCAACACCGUGUUCACCCUGGACCGCGCCGGCGCCUUCUUCUUCAUCAGCGGCGUCGACGCCAACUGCCGCGCCAACGAGAAGCUCAUCGUCAUGGUCCUCGCGGGCCGCAAUGGCAACUCCAGCGGCGGUGCCCCGCCUUCCUCGCCCGCCGCCGCGCCUCCGGCGUCGAGCACUGCGACCCCGCCGGCGGCAGCGUCUCCUGCGCCGUCUGCUUCCAGCCCGCCGCCCGCGACGGUGUCUCCUCCCGCGCCCGCUCCUAAGGCUCCCAGCCCCACCUCGGCCCCUCCCCCCGCUUCCGCCUCCGCCCCGGCGACACCGCCCAGCUCGGCACCGGCGGCCUCGUCCCCUCCGUCUGCUCCUCCGAGCUCCUCGCCACCGUCGCCCACACCGUCGGCUCCGGCCGGCGUCCCGUUGAUGCCGCCACCAGCGACCGCUCCGGCCGGCGCCGAUGGAGGAUCGACGAACACGACCGGCGCGUCUCCUCCCACCGGCUCCACCAACCAGAACAGCGCCGGGUUCAUGGUGACCGGCGCCGCCGCCUCGGCCGCGGCCUGCAUCGUCGGCUACGCCAUGCUUGCUCUCUGAGCUCUGAAGCGUGAGGGACGAAGGGCGAUCCACUUGUGUAAUUGAGAUGUGUGUGUGUGUCGAUUGAUCUCUUUGUACGUAUUCGUUUUCCAUCGGAUGAAAUAAAG
Messenger RNA from Lolium rigidum, 1009 nucleotides. RefSeq names its product early nodulin-like protein 2. The transcript has 2 exons. Gene Ontology annotation, cellular component: plasma membrane. The record is from RefSeq and is a predicted model, not a curated record. Gene Ontology annotation, molecular function: electron transfer activity. Lineage: Eukaryota; Viridiplantae; Streptophyta; Magnoliopsida; Poales; Poaceae. The coding region runs from base 39 to 902 and encodes 287 amino acids.